Babesia ovata is the source of this 585-nucleotide messenger RNA. RefSeq names its product GAP45, putative. The transcript has 2 exons. NCBI's taxonomy places the organism in Eukaryota, Apicomplexa, Aconoidasida, Piroplasmida, Babesiidae. The record is from RefSeq and is a predicted model, not a curated record. The coding region runs from base 1 to 585 and encodes 194 amino acids.
AUGCCGCUGUGUUGCUCGAAGAAGGCCGCCCAGCGCCAGAAGGAGUAUGAAGAGGAAGUUCGUAUGAGGAAACUUGAGGAAGCAGCUCGAAUUGAGAAGGAACAACGUGAACGCGACGAUGCACGCAAGGCUGAGAUUGAGCGCAUUAUGCAGGAGGAGAAGCAGGCGAAACUUAUGCAACAACAAGCCGACGAGGAAAAGGCAGAGCAGGAAAGUUUGAUGCAGCAGCAGGAGGCUUUGGAAGCUCAACAACGGGCUGAGGAGGAGAGAAUGAGAGCUGAGGGCAUGGGAGAGGAGAUGGAGGCCUCCGAGAAUUUUGAGGAUGCUCAGCCGAUGAGCAAUAUGGGUUCCGGCGUCUCACGUGUUUCAAUGGAUGCGUCUGAAGCAGUCCGGUCGGAAGCCCCUGUUAACGUAGACGACUCGUUUGAGAUGCAGACCUACACGCCAUUUGACAUGACCACCGUGGAUCAAACUGCACGCUACGUCGCAAACAAGUGUGGUUGCGCCUUGAAGCCUGAGCACAAGCCUUUCGACUGCGCCAUUUGCCAAGGCAUUGACCUGUCGGACGCCCCGCUGAUUGCCUAA